AUGUCUGAUCCCAAUGACUAUACCGUCGGAUGGAUCUGCGCGAUAACAACUGAGUAUGUUGCUGCACAGUCUUUCCUUGACGAAAAUCAUCAAGGACCAGAAAAGGUAUCAGCCAACGAUAAUAACGACUAUACACUGGGUAAAAUAGGGAAGCACAAUGUGGUAAUAGCAGUGUUGCCCGAUGGAGAGUACGGGAUAUCAUCGGCAGCAAGCGUUGCCAGAGACAUGCUUCACAGCUUUCCUAAUAUCCGGAUUGGUUUAAUGGUGGGAAUCGGUGGAGGUGCGCCAAGCAAGAAGCAUGAUAUCCGCUUAGGCGAUAUCGUCCCACCAGUGGUACUAAGGACUGCUGUAAGCGGACUUAGGUCUCAUUAUGAGCUUAAUGGACAUCAGCUUGAUCUUAAUAUUAGCAAGAUCCUAGAGAAAUGGAAAAGGCUAAAGCGCAAAUACAGCCGACCGCCACCAAGCGCUGACUUUCUAUACCGGACCGAUAUUAUUCAUCCAUUAGGAGAUGAAACAGGCUGUACGGUGCUUUGUGGUGAUUGUCCGUCAAAGCUGAUUCUCCGACCUGAGAGAACAGAGGAUGAUGAUAUUCCAUCUAUCCACUAUGGACUAAUUGCAUCAGCCAAUCAACUAAUGAAGGACGCAUCAAUUCGGGAUACACUUGCAGCAGAAAAAGAUAAUAAAGCCUGGCAAGGAUAUGCAGCAAUGGCGGCUGCUGCAUAUGCAAAAGACCUUCUGCAUCGAAUCCCUCCUAACAGAAUUGAGGCUGAGAAGAGAAUUGGAGAGAUUCUAUCCGAUGUAAAAGAACGGAUUAUCGACAUGUCACAGAAUAUCACCAAGAUCGUACGGAAGCAACUAGAUCAAGAAUUUCAAGCUAUCCUAGACUGGAUCACUCCAAUUGAUUAUGCUUCUCAACAAAACGACCUCAUUAAGAGUCGUCAGCCAGGAACUGGAGAAUGCAUUUUGAGGCAACUUUCCCAAAUGGGUUCUAAGAUUCCACCCACCCCACCUUCACUUGACGAAAUUGUGAAAACUCUGGACCAGAUUAUUGCUAGCUAUUCGAGAACAUACAUCAUCAUCGAUGCUCUGGAUGAAUGCACAGAUUCCAAUUUACACCGCUCUACUCUCAUGUUUGAGAUAUUUGGUCUUCAAACCAGGUUGGGUGCAAACCUAUUUUUCACAUCUCGGCUCGUCCCACAUAUAGAAAAGGAUUUCGAAAGCAGAGAGUGUAGCACACUCGAAAUUCGUGCUACUGAUAAAGACAUACGGCAAUACCUAGACAGUAAUAUGUCACAGUUGCCUGCAUUCAUCUUCCAGUCCACCGGUCUUGAAGAAAGGAUAAAGUCGUCUAUUAUCGAAGCAUCUAAAGAAGUGUUUCUUCUCGCCAGACUUCAUCUAGAUUCCCUGCGAGACAAAAUAAGCGUCUGGCAAGUUGAAGAUGCACUAAAAAAACUUCCUAAGGGAUGGGAUGCCUAUGAGCAAGCAUACAAAGGAGCCAUGGAGAGAAUCAAGAGCCAAAAAAGGGGUUUCUGCGACCUUGCCAACCGGGUUCUUUUCUGGAUCACCUGCUCUAGACGGCCUCUAUCUACCUCGGAGUUGCAGCACGCACUCGCAGUUGUGAAUGAUUCUUCUUCCCUAAAUCCACGCAACCUGCCUGAGAUUGGACUUAUGGUCUCUGUAUGCGGCGGGUUAGUGGCGGUUGAUGAACACAGUGAUAUCAUCCGUCUAGUCCACUAUACAGUGCAAGAAUACUUUGAGCGGACCUGUGACACAUGGUUUCCUACUGCUCAAGCUGAUAUUGCAAAAACAUGUAUCACAUACCUGUCGUUCGAUAUCUUUAAAGCGGGUGCAAACUCGACUUAUGAAGUUUUCGAAGGAGAAUCGCAGUCAGAUGGUCUAUAUGACUAUGCUGCCUGCAACUGGGGGCACCAUGUGCGCAUUUCGUCAGAUCCAGAUGUCAAUCUCCUUGCUGUGGGCUUUCUAGAGAGUGAAGCUGCAGCACUCACCUGGGAGCAGGUGAUGCGAAUCUAUAAGAAACGCUAUAGUUAUGACGACGAGAAGCCCCCAAACAUCGGUAAACUUCAUAUGGCAGCAUAUUUUGGGCUUGUAGAUCCAAUGAAGGCACUACUCAAGAAACAUGAUCCUGACUCCGAAGUCGAAGAUUGGACUCCAAUACAUUGGGCCUCACUGGAAGGCCAUGAGGCAGUAGUGAAGCUGCUGUUGGAGAAUGAUGCUAAUCCUAAUCCGGACGAUUGGGAUAAUGAAUACAGCCCAUUGAAACUAGCUGUGCAAAAUGACCAUACAGCGGUGGUGAGGUUGCUUCUGGAAGACGAGGGUUUUGACCUAGAGUCACAAGAUAAGGAGGGUAAGACACCUCUACAACGUGCCGCAGCCAAUGGCCACGAUGCAGUUGUAAGACUACUGCUACUGAAGGGAGCCAAUCUAGAGUCGAAAGAUUCGAGGGGAAAGACGCCUCUGCUCGAAGCUGCAGAGAAUGGCCAUGAUGCAGUUGUACAACUACUGCUACAGAAAGGCGCCAAUCUGGAUAUCGAGGACAAAUGGGGCCGGACACCACUAGUAGCGGCUAUGGAGCACAACCAUGAAGCCGCUGCAAAGCUCCUGCUAGGAAAUAGUGCAGACCUGGAGGCCGAAGCAAGUUCUCUGGGUGGUUUGCUAAUUAUAGCGGCAGAACAAGGCUACUAUCAGAUAGUGGAACUGCUUCUUGAAAGCGGUGUCAAUCCAAACCGCAAACCUGGAGCAAAUUCAACGGCGCUAUAUUCAGCAGCAGAGGGAGGGCAUAUUGAAACCGUUAGGCUGCUGCUAAAUAAGGGUGCCGAUCCGGGAUAUAUACUUGAAGGGCACCUCGGACAAGAGACGGCGUUAGAUGGAGCCGCGGAAGGGGGCCAUGGAGCCGUGAUGAGGCUCCUGUUGGAUAGUGGUGCUACUCUGGGGGAUAAAGACGACUUGAGAGAGGCCUUAGACUCGGCUGCAAAGUACGGGCGGAUACCGCUACUAUCAGCUGCAAGGAGAGGGCAUGAGGAGACAGUGAAAUUCCUUCUGGAGUGUGGCGCCGAUCCGAAUGCUCAUGAUGCAGACGGAACUACGCCAUUAGCCCAGGCCGCAGAGAAAGGACACGCAGAAAUCGUGAGGCUGCUGUUGGAGAGUGGCGCCAAGCUUGAGCGUGGUAAAGGGGGUGGCCGGAGGCAUAAAGACGCUCUCUUUUUGGCCUCAAGGCGGCCGCAUGACGCAGUUGUAAAAUUACUGCUGGAUAAGGGCGCAGAGCUGGAGUCUAAGCUUAAGAACGGCUGGUUUACUCGAAGACCGCUACAUUACGCAGCACAUAUCGGCUAUGAGGCAAUGGUUCAUCAGUUUCUGAAGAAUGGCGCCAACUUUGAUGCCAGAGAUACAGAUGGUCGGACACCUCUGCAUUAUGCCAUAGAGAAAGGGCACGAGGGAGUAGGCAAACUACUUCUAGAUGCAGGUGCCAAUCCAAAUCGUGCAACUACCACUACAGAAAGGGAGCCACCCAUAUAUCUGGCCGCAGAGAAAGGGCAUGCAGCAAUGGUAGAGCUAUUGCUAGAUAAGGGGGCUAGCCCAGACUCUGGUUCCCUGAACAGCACCCCAUUAUCUAUAUCUAUAGAAAAUGGGCAUGAGGCAGUAGUAAAGCUAUUGCUGGAUAGAGGCUCUGACCCAAAUCGAUCCGCUGGUCAUAUGGACGGCGUAAGUCCAGACGUCGUGUGUGGAGGCUACGACGGAGACGAAACACCAUUACAUAAAGCUGCAAACGAGGGCCACGAAGCAGUGAGGGGAUUAGUAGGGAGUAAAAACGAUGCAGUGAUAAAGUUGCUGCUUCAGAGCCGUGCUGACCUGAAUAUUGGGGAAGAAACUCUAUUCAAGUUCCUAAAACCAAGAAGAAGCGAUCUGAUCAAUUUAUUCUUGGAAAGGGGUGUGAGCACCGAAUCAACAGACGAUAAAGGCUCCACGCUGUUACAGUACUCAGUACAAUGGGAUUAUACGUCAAUAAUAAGGGUUCUACUCGCUCACAACGCCUCUACUGAGGUCAAAGAUUCGCGAGGCGAAACACCACUGCAUAUGGCUGCCAGUCGUGGACGAAAAGUAGCUGCAAAACUACUCUUAGAUAAGGGGGCGAAUAUUAAAUCAAAAGACAACAAAGGCGAUACACCACUACAUCAGGCAGCCGGAGACGGGAGUGAGAUAGUAGUAAAACUACUACUAGACAGAGGUGCUGAUGUAGAGGCCAAAAAUAUGGCUGACAAAAAGGGCAGAACACCAUUGCGUAAUGCAAAAUCUGAUGGGCAGGAAGAGAUAGUAGGAUUACUACUGGGGAGACACGGCAAUUAG
This is a messenger RNA of Trichoderma breve, 4362 nucleotides long. RefSeq names its product ankyrin repeats (3 copies) domain-containing protein. Gene Ontology annotation, biological process: nucleoside metabolic process. The coding region runs from base 1 to 4362 and encodes 1453 amino acids. The record is from RefSeq and is a predicted model, not a curated record. The transcript has 13 exons. Gene Ontology annotation, molecular function: protein binding; catalytic activity. Lineage: Eukaryota; Fungi; Ascomycota; Sordariomycetes; Hypocreales; Hypocreaceae.